This is a messenger RNA of Amblyraja radiata (thorny skate), 2117 nucleotides long. RefSeq names its product tyrosine 3-monooxygenase/tryptophan 5-monooxygenase activation protein, theta polypeptide a (gene ywhaqa). The transcript is spliced from 6 exons. The record is from RefSeq and is a predicted model, not a curated record. The coding region runs from base 224 to 1075 and encodes 283 amino acids. Lineage: Eukaryota; Metazoa; Chordata; Chondrichthyes; Rajiformes; Rajidae.
AGAAGCCCGAGCCAGGUUUGUUGUUGGGGAAUCUGCCGUGAUAACCACCACUCUCUACGCGUGGCAAGCAAAAAUAAGAGAGAGAGCGUGGGGCCGUUUGUAAAAUAAUUAAAGGCCUGCAUACCUUUUGACUGGAAGGCGGAGUGAGCAGUAGCCCAGCCCUCGGUGUAACGAAGGCACAGCAGCAGAGCCCACAGAGAGAGAGAGACCAGCCGACAGAAGCAUGGAGAACACAGAGCAGGUGAAGCAAGAGAAACCGGCCGAGCAGACCAACAACACCCCGGAGAACGUCAAGCAGGCUGAGGCGCCAGAGAAAUCGCCCCCCACCAACCCCGAGAAUGCAGAGCAGGUGCAGAGAGCCAAGCUGGCCGAGCAGGCCGAGAGGUACGAUGACAUGGCCGCUGCUAUGAAAAAGGUGACCGAGCAAGGCUCCGGGCUCAGCAUCGAGGAGAGGAACCUGCUGUCGGUUGCUUACAAGAAUGUCGUGGGCGCCCGCCGCUCGGCGUGGAGGGUUAUCUCCAGCAUCGAGCAGAAAAACGACAGCGACGAGAAGAAAUUGCAGCUGAUCAAAAGCUACCGGGAGAAAGUAGAGGGGGAGCUCCGUGAAAUCUGCGGCGACGUCUUGGGAUUGUUGGACAUUUACUUGGUUCCCAAUACCACCUGCUCAGAGAGCAAAGUCUUCUACUUGAAAAUGAAGGGCGAUUACUAUCGGUACCUCGCUGAAGUUGCUUCUGGAGAAGACCGAAAACAAACGAUAGAAAACUCGCAGACAGCGUAUCAGGCAGCUUUUGACAUCAGCCGUGAUGGUCUGCCAUCAACACAUCCAAUCUGUUUGGGUCUUGCUCUUAAUUUCUCUGUGUUUUACUAUGAAAUUCUCAACUGUCCAGAACGUGCCUGUAAGCUGGCAAAAGAUGCAUUUGAGAAGGCUAUUCAUGAGCUGGAUAUUCUUCAAGAUGAUAACUACAAAGACAGUACCCUCAUUAUGCAGUUGCUAAGAGACAAUCUUACAUUAUGGUCAAGUGAGAGUGCACAAGAUGAGAGUGAACCUGCUGCAGCCGAGCCUGGAGAAAAUUAAAUGCACACAGGGUCUAAUCCCCAAAGUUUUUACACAUCUCCAUUCCUUACUGCUCCACUCAAAAAUUCCUCUUGCAACAAACUUGUCAGUGCUGUACUGAUUAUGUAUGGAAAGUCCCUAAUUUAGUCUUUAUAUAUAUACACACACACAAACGCCAUUGCUUUAAAAGAAGUCAAUCCCUUGAGUUGUGUUGAUGGUUGUCUGCCUUCCUGGUAUGCAGUUACUGCUGUAGAAGAGUAUAUAGUUUUAACUUUAUAAUGUGAGUAACCUCCAAAUAAAAUAGAGGACAGAAUGUUUAAUAUUUCAACUAUUUGCAACGUUUGUAUUGUGAUCAUAAUUAAUAGAAAUUUGCUGCACUUGGACAUAAUUGGGUUUUACUCUAAUACAUCUUUUUGCUUGCUUCCCAUAUUCCAACCAUCUUUCUGUAUUCACCAGGUUAUAGUUCUGCAGGAGUUGCCUUGUGCAUUGAGUACUCUUUCACUCUCCUUGAUAUACAACUAUCAUUAAUUGAAAACCGGUGUAGUUAAAGCAAAACGUAUAAUGCACACGUCAUUAAUCUGUAGGAAGACUGAUCUUAUAUAAUUGUCACUUUGUGCAAAUACAUAUAAUACUGAAGACAUUUAAAAAUACAAUCAGGUUUUGAAAAAUGUACCUUGUGAUUUUGGAAUUUUGUGGAUUGUCACCUUUAAAAAAAAAUAAAUAAUAAUAAUAAUAAUAAUAAUAAUUGUACACUUGUCCAUGUCUAUAGGAUAUUCACUUCACUGUACUGUUACAGCACAUUUCUGCUCAAGUUUGGAAUUAUGCUUGUAAAUGAUUAAGUCACAUGCAUGACAUUCGAUACACUGGAAUGGGAAACAUAACUUUGGAUUGUGCCCAAUAUUUUUUAAAGCAUUAUUUCUUUGCAGGUUUGUGCAAAUGUAGGGAAUUUUCAGUGAGAUUUGGACCAGUAUAAUUGUUAGUCAUUUUAUCAUAAUGCCCAAAGGCUCUGUGAAAAUGUUAAUGCCCAAUGUAACACAAAAUAAAUGACAUUUUAUAGACCAUU